GCACAAGUUAGGCUUUGGCGGAACCCUUUCUCGGGCGAUCAACGUUUCAACCGUUGACUUUAUACAAGCCUGAUAGACUGUCACCUGGUCCCUCCCAGAGCUAAGCCUCGUAGCAUGUCAUUGUUGCAUUAUCUCAGUUAUGCUGCUAUGGUUGCUGCUUUGGCAUUCAUGACACUUUCACUUGCUAGUGGUCUGCUGUAUGUCUCCGAGCUAAUAGAGGAGCAUUCACGCCUUGCCAAGAUCAUUGGACAGCGGGGGACAUAUGCAAUAAUAGUGCUGCACAUUGCACUCUACAUUUCCGACUCCCUCCCCUUAGCACAGACACUUUUUUCUGUAGUCUGCCACGUCGUCUACUUGCAGAACUUCUCCAGCACUUGGCCGCUUAUUUCGCUCUCGUCCUUGUCCUUUAUUGCGUCCUGCAUUUUUGCAAUCUCGGAUCACUUCAUUUGGUUCUUCUACUUCUCCCACCUCACACGGGAGGCAAGGCAGGUGUCACAUCUAUAUCGUACUCCGACACAUUCUACAGUACCUGGAUUCUCGGAUAUUGCAACCUUUUUCGGGGUCUGCGUUUGGCUCGUCCCGCUCUUCCUCUUCUUGAGUUUGAGUGCGAACGACCAUGCCCUGCCUACAUCAUCUGGCAUACCCAGCACGCCGACCGCUACCUUGCGAACGUUGGGGCCUCAUUCAAACUCGUCUCUAUUCAAGGCGAUGUUUGGUCUCAUUCCGUUUCUUCCCAAGGCAUUCAGGCGUGAAGCGACGGAUGGGCUGAUAGCUCCGCAUACCCCCAAUCCUACACGUCAGGAAAGCUUGCCUGUGCCUCCAUCACCAACAGUUUACCACGUACCUCUUCACACAUCUGGAGGAGUUCACGCUGUUAGCGGGACUGGUGUAUUGCCUCCCAAUCGAUUUAGCCUUGGUUCGCCACCACGGCGGGCGUCCAAAGUUCACACAAGAGUCACCAUUGACAGUGGAAACGCGACAUUAGCAGCAAGAAAUAAGCUAGACUGACACCAUGUACGUUGCAUUGUCAUCUUCUCGUAUGAUCAGUGCGCUGUUCAGUGACGCCUCACGUCCAUCGGGCUCUAGGCUAGUUAGUAUGCCAUCGCCUUGCGCUGAUCUCCACCACUUUGAUCUCGCAGCAACAGUAAAUAGUCCUAA
Molecule: messenger RNA, 1158 nt
Organism: Suillus subaureus
Lineage: Eukaryota; Fungi; Basidiomycota; Agaricomycetes; Boletales; Suillaceae
Product: transmembrane adaptor Erv26-domain-containing protein
Exons: 5
Coding region: 115-1008 (297 amino acids)
Biological process (GO): endoplasmic reticulum to Golgi vesicle-mediated transport
Cellular component (GO): endoplasmic reticulum membrane; Golgi membrane; COPII-coated ER to Golgi transport vesicle
Molecular function (GO): COPII receptor activity
Source: RefSeq, a predicted model, not a curated record